Lactuca sativa (garden lettuce) is the source of this 1742-nucleotide messenger RNA. NCBI's taxonomy places the organism in Eukaryota, Viridiplantae, Streptophyta, Magnoliopsida, Asterales, Asteraceae. The record is from RefSeq and is a predicted model, not a curated record.
AUGGGAAUCCGAACCCAAUAAAAAAAAUCUACACUUCGGAAUAUUUUACUCGCUUUUUAACUUCUAGGGCGGGAGAUAACUCGCAAAAUCGAAUCACUCUCAUAUGCCAAACUAGCCUUGCAUUUCACCAAUCGAAUCCUUUCCUCUUGGUGCGCUCAAUCUCACAUCUACUUUUCUGUUUCCCUUUCUCUAAAUUUUCCAUGUUGUAAAAGCUAGAUAUCGAUAUACACAAUGGGUUACAUAGGUGGCCAUGGCAUCAAUGCACUGCAUAGAUACAAGUACAGUGGAGUUGAUCACUCUUAUCUCGCAAAAUAUGUCCUGCAACCUUUCUGGACUCGAUUUGUUACUUUUUUCCCUCUUUGGAUGCCUUCUAUUGGAGAUGAAGUCCUGGUUCAUGUACGCAUUUCUGAUACAAACCCAUUGUUUUUUGUUUUCUUGCAUGUUGUGUUGUGGACACCUCAGGCCUAAUAUGAUUACACUCAUGGGAUUCAUGUUCUUGCUCAUAUCUGCAGUGCUUGGUUAUAUAUAUUCACCACAUUUGGACUCUGCUCCACCAAGAUGGGUUCAUUUUGCCCAUGGACUACUUCUCUUCUUGUAUCAGACCUUUGAUGCUGUUGAUGGAAAACAAGCUAGAAGGACAAGUUCUUCCAGCCCAUUAGGAGAACUUUUUGAUCAUGGAUGUGAUGCACUUGCAUGUGCUCUAGAGGCUCUGGCUUUUGGGAGCACUGCUAUGUGUGGAAGAAAUACAUUUUGGUUUUGGGUGAUUUCAGCUGUUCCUUUUUAUGGUGCCACAUGGGAACAUUAUUUCACCAACACUUUAAUCCUUCCAGCAGUAAAUGGGCCUACAGAGGGUCUCAUGCUUAUAUAUGUGGCACAUUUCUUUACAGCUAUUGUUGGUGCACAGUGGUGGGCUCAGAGUUUUGGAGAGUCCAUUCCCCUCUUAAGUUGGGUUCCAUAUAUAAAUGGAAUCCCUACGUAUGGAGCUGUUUUGUUGUUUAUGAUUGCUUUUGCUGUUAUACCUACUGUCACAUUCAAUGUUCAGAAUGUUUAUAAGGUUGUGCAGUCUAGAAAAGGAAGCAUGAUAAAUGCCUUGGCUAUGCUUGUCCCAUUCUUUGUGCUAUUGGUAGUAGUUAUUCUCUGGGAUUGUAUGUCUCCAUCUAAUUUAAUCGACAACUACCCACAUAUGGUGGUGAUGGGAACUGGACUAGCUUUUGGAUUCCUUGUGGGAAGGAUGAUAUUGGCUCACUUGUGUGAUGAACCCAAGGGAUUGAAAACAAGCAUGUGCAUGUCCUUGCUUUAUCUCCCACUUGGAAUUGCAAAUACAAUCACUGCAGGGUUAAAUGAAGGAAUUCCAUUGGUUGAUGAGAAAUGGGUUCUUCUUGGUUUCUGUAUAUACACAGCUGCACUGUAUCUGCACUUUGCCACGUCAGUUAUUCAUGAAAUAACAACAGCUCUUGGAAUUUACUGCUUUAGAAUCACAAAGAAGGAGGCUUGAGACAUGUUCAUCAUGAAACUCACACGUGGGAAUGGUGCCUUGAAGAUCCUUAUGUCUUUGUUUGUAACCAUAACAUAUCAUGUCCUAUCUUACAAAUGUAGUGUAGCAUUUAGAUGCAGACUUUUUACUUCUUUUUUACUUUAUCAUAAUGCGGUUUAUUUGUUUUUCUUUUUAGAAAUUUUAAUUAUAAUUAGCUUAUAGGGUUUCUUUAUGUGUUUUUUAAUAUCAUAUUUCUCUUCUCAUCUCA